UGCGAUUGUCCGCGCUUUGACUUAUUUCUUCUUAGAAUUGCAAUUCUAGUGCAUUACUUUUAUUUUUAUUUCUACUCAUUUUGUUUUGUUUUGUUUUGUCUUAUUGCAUUUUGAAUUUUGAAUUUUAAAUCCUUUUUCCGUUUUCCGUUUUCCAUUCCAUAACUUGCAUAGUCGUCACUGUUCGACCGCACAUGCUGGCACAGCAAACGCGAAAAGUCACAGCAAACCAGCACAGCACCAAAUGAGACAACCAGUGGCUCGCAGCCUGCAAGAGGCAGUGGACUACAGAGACAUCGAUGCCGAGAACACAUGCGACGAGGAGACAGAACUCAACCGCAUGAUCUCAACCAUCGGGUUCGGGCGGUACCACCGGCGGGUGUUGGCGCUCUGCGGGCUCGGAUGGAUGGCCGACAACAUGUGGAUGCAGUGCGUGGCAUGCAUCCUUCCGCGCGUCCAGCGGCACUUUGACAUCAGCAACGCGGGUAUUGGAAUAAUGUCUUCGAGUAUGUUUCUGGGACUGAUGUGUGGUGCGCUGGUCUGGGGGCCCGUUUCAGACCGAUUCGGGCGCGUCGUUGCCUAUCGAUGGACGCUCGUUUUGUCUGCCGUUUUUGGCGCAUUGGCGAGCGUGGCACCGACCUUUCCGUUGCUAUGUGUGUGCCUUUUUGGGCUAGGGUCUGGGGUUGGCGGAAACAUGCCGGUGGAUGGCGCCAUUUUUCUUGAAUUUGUGCCGCGUGAAAAGCGGCAUCUGCUGACGAUGCUCAGCGUCUUCUUUUCUAUUGGCUCGGCGCUGGCCGCAGCAGCAGCACUGGCAAUCCUGCCCGCGUUCAGCUGCCCUGAAGGCAGUAAGGGGGAUUGCGAUGUGGGAAAAGAGAACAACGGGUGGCGCUAUCUUCUCGUCACCAUGGCAGUCGCCACCGCCGCAAUGGUGGUACUACGCAACGGGUGUUUUCGGCUGUACGAGAGUCCAAAGUUUUUACUACAGAACAAGCGCCGCGCAGACGUCAUUGUUGUGCUUCGCAAGAUUGUGAACUUUAAUGGCGGUACUGCUCGCCCCACAUCGCCGCUCAACACUGCCGAGACCGGCGUGCUUAGACAGCCGAGCGAGGAAUCGGGCAGCGACGCCAGCUCGUGGCUCGAAUGGCCCGAGGCCGAGGAUGUGGUCGAGCCGCCGCCGCACGUUCGGUCGACUAAACCGUGGCUGCACAGGUGGGGCCAGACGCUGCGAGCAGCACUGGAUGUGCGCGCACAUGCUCGUAUGGUCCGGCCACUGUUUGCACCGUCUUUGCGGCGCACCACAGCGCUAGUGUGGGCCAUCUGGGCGGUGGUUGCACUGGGAUUCACAAUGUUCAACGUAUUUCUGCCCAAGCUGCUCGAGACUAACGCGCCCGCCGAAGAUAGUGGUCGCAAAGUGCAAGUGCGCGUGUAUCGCGAUUCGCUGAUCUACGCUGUCAGUGGCAUCCCCGGGUCGCUCAUUGGUGCCUGGCUUGUCGGCACGCGUCUCGGGCGCAUCUACUCUAUGGCGCUCUCAACCUUGGUUUCUGCCCUUGCCCUUAUUGCCUUUGCGAUGGCCGCAAAGUCGGCCAAUUCUGCGCUCACUGUGCUUUCGUCGUCCGUAUUCGGACUCAUGAGCACAAUGAUGUUUGCCGUCAUAUAUGCGUACACGCCUGAGGUCUUCCACCCGUCGCUUCGCGGAACCGCUUGUGGCAUGGCGUCGGCGCUGGGACGUGUUGCUGGCAUUGUUGCGCCGCUGGUUACUGGCUUGUUGCUAGAGAUUAGUACUACUGUGCCGCUUUAUGUCAGCGUGUGCCUUUUGAUGGUUGCGACUACUUGUAUGGUAGCCUUGCCCAUUGAGACCCGCGACAUUGCCACAUAGUAUCAUUUAAUAAGUUAGUUAUUUUUCAUGUAAACUAAAUUGAGAGCUAAAUUGAGAGGA
Molecule: messenger RNA, 1933 nt
Organism: Kickxella alabastrina
Lineage: Eukaryota; Fungi; Kickxellomycota; Kickxellomycetes; Kickxellales; Kickxellaceae
Product: major facilitator superfamily domain-containing protein
Exons: 1
Coding region: 242-1873 (543 amino acids)
Biological process (GO): transmembrane transport
Molecular function (GO): transmembrane transporter activity
Source: RefSeq, a predicted model, not a curated record